AGGCAGCAACAAUUGCUUAAAAGAUUUACACGCCAUCACCAAAAUAUAAAUAAAACAUUAUCACGGCUUUUAUUUUGGUAUCGAACAAACCCAACCGGAAGUUCGCAUGUUGCCUUUGGGGGUCAAGCAACAACAGCUAGAAGUUAAAUGAUGCCAAUUGAUAAUACAUGUCCACAAUUGGACACGCGUUUUCCUCUCACUUGGCGUGAAAAUGAGAGGAAAGUAUUAAAAUUGCCCGGUAUUUGUAGUUAAACAUUUUUCGCUGGCGACUACCUUUUUUCCUAACCUGGAGGGAGACCUUUAAACGCUCAGCGGGCCUACUGUUGCCUCCUCCGCAGAGAUGGGCUCUGAAAGCCCAGAGCAUUUUGGACCAUCUGUGACGAUGACAGAGGAGGAGGAAGAGGAGGAAAACCAGCAGCAAGAUAUCGGCCCCCUCAUCAACUCUGAUGGAGAAGAAGUGGAUUUGUCAGAUCUCAGAGAGAGAGUCACUCCAGGAGGUGGAGCGGCAGAAACACUCUCCAUCGCAUUCGAUCAGAGCGAGAAUGAAAAGCCCCCCUCCUUCCAUCGCUGCACUGUGUGCGGUAAAGUCUUUCCUUACGCUUCCAAACUCCAGCGUCACCUGCGCACUCACUCUGGAGAAAGGCCUUUUCCAUGCUCCGUGUGCGACAAGAGAUUUCCCGAAAAGGGUCUGCUUAUGAUCCACCAGAGGAUUCACACGGGAGAGAAACCCUUCCCAUGCACUUUUUGCGAGAAGCGGUUCGCCAGCCAGGGUGAACUUAGGCUCCACAGGAGGACUCACACCGGCGAGAGACCGUACCACUGUUCCAUCUGUCUGAAGAGCUUCUCUCGCCACUGGCACCUCAAGACGCACCUGGACGCCAUGCACUCCGAGGUGGUCGCCGGCUUCACCAGGAAGAAGUUCCCGUGCUCGGACUGCGAUAAGAGCUGCAACUCGGCUGCCGAGCUGAGGGACCACCAGAGGACUCACACCGGGGAGAGGCCGUAUCAGUGCAACUUCUGCGACAAGAGGUUUGCGUUGUCUGGCACGCUGGUGAGACACGAGCGCCUGCACACGGGAAUCACGCCCUACCACUGCUCGGACUGCGGAAAGACCUUUGCGCAGCAGUGGACGCUGACCACUCACAUGCGGACGCACAGAGGGGAGAAACCGUACAGCUGCACGCAGUGCGACAAGUCCUUUGUGGCGCCCGGGGAGCUGCGGAGACACACCAGGAUCCACACGGGGGAAAAGCCGUAUACCUGCGCGGAUUGUGGCAGACACUUUUCGCUGGCUGGAACCCUCAGGAACCAUAAAAAGUCCUGCACGCAAAGCAAGAAUGGAUUGGUUCAAACUGCCGCCGGCAAAUCGUCACAGAGGGAAGCGACUGACAUCAGCCCUGAGCUGUCUGCCAAUCAAGCUACGGCCAGCGUGGAGACCUCCGCCUCGUCAUCCUCGUCGUCUUCUGAGGACGUCAACUGUGACCGAGCAGCCCAAGACGGAAAUGACUCGGAAGAGGCGGAGCAGGAGCCCUUCAGUCCGCUCAUGAAUGUCGUCGUGAAAGAGGAGGAGGAGGAGGAGCCUCUGUGUGAUGAAACUUUGGCCACGGAGUGUUCCGCUGAGACAAAUAGUGUAGCUGCAGUGAAAAAGGAGGAAGUAGAGGAUCUGGUCAAGACUCCCCCGAAACUUUCUGACCAGGUGGUCAUGUCUCCAACAUCACCAGCGAAGGAUCAGCGUAACAACAAGAAGUCUAGAAGUGCUUUCUGCUGCGGCCUCUGUGGGAGAGACUGCCACAAGAUGUCAGCGCUGCAAAUCCACAUGCGCAUCCACUCGGGUGAGAAACCCUAUCAAUGCGCUCUGUGCGGCAAGCAGUUCACCCAGAAAGGUCAGCUCAAAGGCCACCAGAAGGUCCACACAGGGGAGAAGCCCUUUUCCUGUCCGGAGUGCGGCAAGUGCUUCGCCCACUCGGGCGCCAUGAACCGACACCGUCUGACGCACACGGGGGAGAAGCCCUACCACUGCUCCCUGUGCGACCGCAGCUUCAACCAGUCAGGACGUCUGAGGGAACACGAGAAGACGCACUUCGGGGAAAAGCUCAACUGCCCCGACUGCGACAAGACGUUCACGCGGGCCUCCAGCCUCAAGAAUCACGUGGAUAUCAAAGUUGACCAACUUCUCGGUUUAUGGCCACAUCCUUCUACUAUCCAGGACCGCAAGCAAGGUCGCAGAGAAAAUGCGGACUGGAUUUUGAGUGAUGUUGGCAUUUUCUAUAUGAACAAGUCCAAGGACCGCAAGAAGGUCGCAAAGAAAAUGCGGACUGGAUUUUGA
Molecule: messenger RNA, 2326 nt
Organism: Entelurus aequoreus (snake pipefish)
Lineage: Eukaryota; Metazoa; Chordata; Actinopteri; Syngnathiformes; Syngnathidae
Product: oocyte zinc finger protein XlCOF28-like
Exons: 8
Coding region: 341-2326 (661 amino acids)
Biological process (GO): regulation of DNA-templated transcription
Molecular function (GO): DNA-binding transcription factor activity, RNA polymerase II-specific; RNA polymerase II cis-regulatory region sequence-specific DNA binding
Source: RefSeq, a predicted model, not a curated record